This is a messenger RNA of Parasteatoda tepidariorum (common house spider), 518 nucleotides long. RefSeq names its product crustacean hyperglycemic hormone. The record is from RefSeq and is a predicted model, not a curated record. Lineage: Eukaryota; Metazoa; Arthropoda; Arachnida; Araneae; Theridiidae. Gene Ontology annotation, cellular component: extracellular region. Gene Ontology annotation, molecular function: neuropeptide hormone activity. Gene Ontology annotation, biological process: circadian rhythm.
GGAAACCACGUAAACAACAUUUUUACGAUCUUCUUUUUGAAUUAAUUACACUCCCAGUCAAAGUAAACUCGAAUGACAGGACCAUGAAAUAUAUUUUCCUGCCCUCCAUUUUUUCCGUCCUCUUCAUCGCAGUGGCUAUUACAGCCGAAAGAGAUGUCGACAAGAGGGGUUUUUCUGACCUUGGCUGCAUGGGCGUCUAUGAUAAGUCGAAAUUCGCCAGACUUGACAGAGUUUGUGAAGAGUGUUAUCAACUCGUCAGGGAAUCUGACGUUCACACAUCUUGCAGGUCCAACUGUUUCAAGAAUGACUUCUUUACUCAAUGUGUUGACGCAUUAUUACUGCGAAAAGAUCGAUUGCAAUUGGAUUACAUGGUAGAUCAGCUUUAUGGAAAGAGAAGAUAAAUAUAGCUUAGAACAGCUAUGGGAUGUUGAAAAAAUACUGUUGAUGUUGAAUGAUAAGCAAAAUGUAUAACAAAGCACAAAAUAUUUUCUUUGAAUAAAAAUGUAUGGUGCAAAUUA